Messenger RNA from Mesorhabditis spiculigera, 1203 nucleotides. The record is from the annotation of a GenBank genome assembly. NCBI's taxonomy places the organism in Eukaryota, Metazoa, Nematoda, Chromadorea, Rhabditida, Rhabditidae.
AUGGGAGUACAGCUUUUCGGACGUAUGGAUUAUCAUUGUGUUCUACCCGGAACCGACCCGAAAAAUGUGACAAUCUCUGAUUUGGCCAUCCCGGAUACAAUGUGCUCAAAGAAAGAGGGAGGCGGUGGCUACGAAUGCCCGGAACAUAUGGAAUGUAUGAAGCUGGAUAUGAGCGCCCAUGCGGAGGGAUUUUAUGGAAUGUUUAAUGAUUUUGCUUCUUCCCUAUUCACCGUCUACAUGGCUGCUUCACAAGAAGGUUGGGUCCUACGUGCUCUACGACUGCUUGGGACACGCUGCCGUUAUGUGGCGUUUUUCUAUUUUGUGACCCUGAUUUUCUUCCUGGCUUGGCUGGUCAAGAACCCGGGAAGUGACAGCGGAGGAUACUUGACACAGAAACUAGAAAGAGGAACCGACGGUUGGCAACUCGUGGAUGUUGAUCAAUAUGCACGAACUGGAAAUACCCCAGAGCUACUUCAUACGUCAAUGCGUCAUUUGUAUACUACCACGAUGAAUCUGACAAAAUCCGAAAAGAAAUUUAUUAUUAUGUCGAGAUCUUCUUCACCGGUCAAUUCAGGUGUUUCGAGUAGUGCGUUUGAUCAAAGCCUCGGCCCAUGUUGGAGGAUUUCGUAUAUAAGAUCUUUGGACCAGGCAAAAUAUGGUGCCAUUUGUGGCCAUAUAUUUCGUUGGGUAUCACUUGCUGGUGACGCUGAUUGUGCUCUCCUUUUCGUCGCCGUCAUUCUCGAUAACUUGGAAAUGGACGAAGAGUUGAAAAAAGUGAAGCAGUUGAAAGCUAGGGAAGAGAACUCAAUGCGAACAACGUUACCAUGGAGAUUGCGAGUUUUCGAUCAAUUCCCUACUCGACCACAAAUGGCUCAUGGAGAAUUUCCACUGCCAAAAAUCCGUCACUCGUUCACAAGACAAUUUGCUGAUGAACCGGAAGAAACAACGAUAACUGAAGAUAAUGAAGAAAUAAUGAUAGAAGGUGAUGACUGCUCAAAGAGACUGAUGGCCUCAAAUAUCUACAGUCAAGCAACCCAUCGCCAUUUGCGGUUACGCCAUAUCGGUCGUAUAUCGGAGCGGAACAUUGUUAAUAGGAUCCUUGACCAAUCGAAUCGAAGUCGCGCCGGUCUCUCGGAUUCAUCCCUUCUCGUGGCCCAUCUAUCCCGUGCCUCCACCCUCAAAGCCAAGCAUAUCUCAUCGCAG